Emericellopsis atlantica is the source of this 654-nucleotide messenger RNA. Its product is annotated as glutathione S-transferase. The coding region runs from base 1 to 654 and encodes 217 amino acids. NCBI's taxonomy places the organism in Eukaryota, Fungi, Ascomycota, Sordariomycetes, Hypocreales, Bionectriaceae. The record is from RefSeq and is a predicted model, not a curated record. The transcript is spliced from 3 exons.
AUGACUGCCUCUAUCAAGCCAUUCAAGCUCUACGUCUUUCCCCACGGGCCCAAUCCCAAAAAGGUGGCCAUACUUCUGGAGGAGCUCGGCCUGCCAUAUGAGUCUAUCCUCAUUGAGAACCCAAAGGAGGAGUCGUACCUCAAGAUCAACCCCAACGGUCUCCUUCCGACUCUGGUCGACCCCAAUGUCGAGGACUUUACCAUCUGGGAGUCUGGCGCCAUCGCGGAGUACCUCGUGUCCACCUACGACCAAGAGGGCAAGCUGGACGGCCGGACCAAGGCUGAGAAAUGGCAUGCGAAGCAGUAUCUCCACUUUCAAAUGUCGGGCCAGGGUCCUUACUUUUUUGAGGCGGCCUGGUUCUACUAUUAUGCUCCCGAGGACGUGCCGUUUGCCAAAGCGCGCUAUGUUGAGCAGACGGUCCGCAUCUUCGAGGUGUUGAACAAGAUCCUGGAGGGCAAGAAGUGGCUUGUCGGUGAAAAGCUCACGUAUGCCGACCUUGGCUUCGUCCCUUGGAACAAGGUUCUGGUUGACCUCCCCCUGGGCGAGAAGACGCUCUCCCAGGAAUACGACCUCAAGAACAAGUAUCCCAACGUGUACAACUGGAUCGAGCGCCUCAAUGAGCUCGAGUCUGUCAAGAAGGUAUACAGCCAGUGA